UUUUCUUUGUGUUCCCCGAGUUGGGCCAUGCCGUAGAUGGCGCUGGCUCUCUUUUAAUAAAAACGACAAUGCGGAUCAAGAUAGGCUCCCAAGUUUCCAAUGCUAGAAUCCAGGCCGUUUAGGAGGUGGAAGUGUUACUUUUUCUCCCUUCACAACCUCUGCUAAUUUGAUUCUAGCGAGCAUGCCGAAAAUUCUGCGGAACCCGACGAGUGACACUUAGCAUCCCCAACGAGAGCGAAUUAAGUCACAACCGUAACACCGUUUCCUCAAAAUGGUAACAUCUGAACUCUCUACUCACCACAACUCUCCCAUGGCUAAGUCCUCUUCAAGAAACAAAAACUCCUCUCUGUGCCUCUCCGAUGGAUGCCUCUUCCUUGCAGGGGCAUUCUCCGCUCUUCUUCUCGUUUGGGGUUUCUCCUCCUUCACCACCCCCAUCCCCAACGACACCCCCAAUUUCGACACCCUCUCUCUCAACGUUCCCCCAAACGACGCCGCUUUGUACCUCUCUCCCGAUUUCCGGUUCGACCCUCCCCAAGUCACCUUCUACGACGACCCCGAAAUGGGGUACACCAUGGACGACAAGGUCCGCAACUGGGACGAGAAGCGCGAGGAAUGGCUGAAACACCACCCUUCGUUCGCCGCAGGAGCAACAGAACGGGUGCUGAUGGUGACGGGAUCGCAGCCGUCGCCGUGCCGGAACCCCAUCGGCGACCACCUUCUCCUUAGAUUCUUCAAGAACAAAGUGGACUACUGUCGGCUCCACGGGUACGAUAUCUUUUACAACAACGCCCUCUUGCAGCCCAAGAUGUUCGCGUAUUGGGCCAAGUAUCCAGUGGUUAGGGCCGCCAUGAUGGCCCACCCGGAGGCCGAGUGGAUCUGGUGGGUGGACUCGGACGCGUUGUUCACCGACAUGGAGUUCAAGCUCCCCCUGGAGCGUUACAAGGAUCACAACCUGGUGGUUCACGGUUGGGCCCACCUCAUACACGAGAAGCGAAGCUGGACGGGCCUCAACGCCGGCGUGUUCUUAAUCCGAAACUGUCAGUGGUCGUUGGACUUCAUGGAUGUGUGGGCCAGCAUGGGCCCACAGACCCCAAACUACGAGAAAUGGGGGGAAAGGCUACGGUCAACUUUCAAGGACAAGUUCUUCCCGGAGUCAGACGAUCAGACGGGCCUGGCUUAUCUGAUCGCAAUGGAGAAGGAGAAAUGGGCGGACAGGAUUUAUUUGGAGAGCGAGUACUACUUCGAAGGGUAUUGGGAGGAGAUCGUUGGAACAUUCGAGAACAUUAGCGAGAGGUACAAUGAGGUUGAGAGAGCGGUGCGUGGGUUAAGGAGGCGUCACGCGGAGAAGGUGAGUGAGAGUUAUGGGGAAAGGAGGGAAGAGUAUGUGAAAGAUGCUGGGUUUGGUAAAGGUAGUUGGCGAAGACCCUUUGUCACGCACUUCACUGGCUGUCAACCCUGCAGUGGCAAAUAUAAUGCCAUGUACUCUGCCGACGAUUGUUGGAACGGCAUGCGUAGGGCUCUCAAUUUCGCCGACAAUCAGGUUCUUCGCAAAUAUGGUUUCCUGCACCCGGAUCUACACCAUGACUCUGUCUCGCCUCUACCUUUUGAUUAUCCCCAUGACCAAGUGUGAAGGACCCGCUGAGUUUGGAAAACGUUACCGCGGCCCAUUAUUUAAGAUGGAUAGAUGAAGCACGUGCAUGAGGCCAAAACUUUCGUCGACCUGUAUUAUCAUCUGGGGUUGUGGCGCACACAUUAUGAUACUAUACCAUAUCAAUACUUACUGUCACAGAUCCACCAAUGAGACUUACCUCGCGCAGU
This is a messenger RNA of Abrus precatorius (Indian licorice), 1818 nucleotides long. Its product is annotated as galactomannan galactosyltransferase 1-like. NCBI's taxonomy places the organism in Eukaryota, Viridiplantae, Streptophyta, Magnoliopsida, Fabales, Fabaceae. Gene Ontology annotation, molecular function: galactosyltransferase activity. The transcript is spliced from 2 exons. The record is from RefSeq and is a predicted model, not a curated record. Bases 272 to 1630 code for a protein of 452 amino acids. Gene Ontology annotation, cellular component: trans-Golgi network; endosome; membrane.